Molecule: messenger RNA, 270 nt
Organism: Ceutorhynchus assimilis (cabbage seed weevil)
Lineage: Eukaryota; Metazoa; Arthropoda; Insecta; Coleoptera; Curculionidae
Source: the annotation of a GenBank genome assembly
AUGAGUACAAUGCCAGUUAGUUCUUCAACCCUAUUGCCACUAGAAUUGGUUGAUAAAUGUAUCGGUUCCCGGAUUCACAUUAUCAUGAAAAACGACAAGGAAAUAGUGGGAACCCUUUUAGGUUUUGACGAUUUCGUUAAUAUGCUUCUAGAAGAUGUUACAGAAUAUGAAACUACCCCAGAAGGAAGGAGGAUUACGAAAUUGGAACAAAUAUUACUCAAUGGAAACAAUAUAACAAUGCUAGUACCAGGUGGAGACAUGCCAGAAUAA